CAGUUUAUUUAAUUUUAUAAUGGAGAAAAAUGUUUAUAAAGUGCUGGUCGCUGCAACUGGAAGUGUCGCUGCACUGAAAAUACCCAUUCUAGUGAGAACCUUAUUGGAAUUAAACGAAAACGAGAGCCGCUAUAAAUUUGAGAUACGUUUAAUAGUGACAGAACACGCGAAACACUUCUUUGCAACCUCUGAGUUGCCUCCUGAAGUGUUAUUAUUUGACGACAACUGUGAAUGGCAGGCCUGGAAGCAGAGGGGGGACCCGGUGCUGCACAUAGAACUUGGCAAGUGGGCCGACAUGAUGGUCAUAGCUCCUUUGGAUGCUAAUACAUUAGCAAAAAUGGCACAGGGUAUCUGUGACAACUUACUCACAUGUACAACUCGAGCAUGGGACAUGUCCAAGCCCCUCCUCUUCUGUCCUGCAAUGAACACGCGAAUGUGGGAGCAUCCUAUCACGGCCAAACAAGUCCAGGUACUGAGUGAGUGGGGCCAUAUACAGAUACACCCGAUCAGUAAAACAAUGAUGUGUGGAGAUACAGGGAUUGGUGCGAUGGCUGAGGUGCAGACUAUUGUUGAGGAGAUUAGAAAGAUAGCUUGUAAAAGUUUCUCUAAAUGAAGUAUUUUAAACAUUGUUAUAUUUAAUUUAUUUGUUGUAAUUGUUGACUAGUUUUAAGGUGAUUACUAGAAAAUAAU
Messenger RNA from Cydia amplana, 690 nucleotides. RefSeq names its product phosphopantothenoylcysteine decarboxylase (gene Ppcdc). NCBI's taxonomy places the organism in Eukaryota, Metazoa, Arthropoda, Insecta, Lepidoptera, Tortricidae. The transcript has 3 exons. Gene Ontology annotation, molecular function: phosphopantothenoylcysteine decarboxylase activity; FMN binding. The coding region runs from base 20 to 613 and encodes 197 amino acids. Gene Ontology annotation, cellular component: phosphopantothenoylcysteine decarboxylase complex. The record is from RefSeq and is a predicted model, not a curated record. Gene Ontology annotation, biological process: coenzyme A biosynthetic process.